Molecule: messenger RNA, 2759 nt
Organism: Venturia canescens
Lineage: Eukaryota; Metazoa; Arthropoda; Insecta; Hymenoptera; Ichneumonidae
Gene: Xpd
Product: general transcription and DNA repair factor IIH helicase subunit Xpd
Exons: 13
Coding region: 341-2620 (759 amino acids)
Biological process (GO): positive regulation of mitotic recombination; nucleotide-excision repair; transcription by RNA polymerase II
Cellular component (GO): nucleus
Molecular function (GO): hydrolase activity, acting on acid anhydrides, in phosphorus-containing anhydrides; DNA helicase activity; ATP binding
Source: RefSeq, a predicted model, not a curated record
AUUGUGAAGUAGAUUUAAAAUUUUUCGAUGUUUUGCUCUCGUAAAUGAACAAUAAUACACUUAAUUGUUUUGUAUAUCUGUUUGGAAAAAGCGGAGGUCAAAAAAAAUAUUUUCGGUUCUUGAAGCUGUAUUGUGUCAAAGCGUUAUUGUUUUACUUGCUAUUUUAAAUCACUAACAAUUAUUCUCUGUGUCCAUGGGUUGAAGCCGUUAAAGAUAAGUUAGGUUAUCCACGCGAACCUGUCGAAACGUUUUCUUAUAACGUUACUCACAAACUCAAUGUGCGAAUCGAAUGUUUUAAAAUUUUAUUUGUAACUCGUUACUCAGUUUUCAUCUUCUCAAAAUGAAGAUCAGUGUUGAUGGCUUGAUCGUUUAUUUUCCUUACGACUACAUUUACCCCGAACAAUAUGCUUACAUGCUUGAACUCAAAAAGGGUUUGGACGCCAAGGGUCACUGCCUGCUGGAAAUGCCUUCAGGCACAGGGAAAACUGUGACACUAUUGUCACUCAUUAUCGCAUACAUGUUAGAAUAUCCACUGGUCGUAACAAAACUAAUUUAUUGUUCUCGAACAGUUCCCGAGAUUGAAAAAGUUCUCGAGGAGUUGAAAAACUUGAUGGAUUAUUACGAAAAAGAAGACAAAGUCAAACCAAAAAUCGUUGGAUUGGUUUUGAGUUCAAGGAAAAAUAUGUGCAUUCAUCCAGAGGUGAGCAAGGAACGGGAAGGUAAAAUCGUUGAUGGUCGCUGUCAUUCGUUAACGGCGUCGUACGUCCGCGAUCGUCACAAUUACGAUGACACAACACCAAUAUGUAAUUUUUACGAAGGAUUCGAUAUGGAAGGUCGAGAACAAAUUAUGCCAUCGGGCAUAUAUUCGAUCGAUGACAUGAAAGAUUAUGGACGAGACAGGAAUUGGUGUCCAUAUUUUCUGGCGAGAUUCGCGAUUCUUCAUGCCCAAGUCAUCGUUUACAGUUACCACUAUUUAUUAGAUCCCAAAAUUGCGGAGACUGUAUCAAAGGAACUUGCCAAGAGUUCGGUCGUAGUUUUCGACGAAGCGCACAACAUUGAUAACGUUUGCAUAGACUCGAUGAGCGUCAAAGUAAAUCGACGGCUGAUGGAAAAAAGCUCCGCAAAUAUUCAACUCCUUGAGAAAACAGUUGCAGAAAUGCGGGAUGACGAUGCGAACAAAUUGAAAGAAGAAUAUCACAGAUUGGUUGAGGGUCUGAAAGACGCACAACUCGCGAGAGAAACUGACGUUAUUCUCGCCAAUCCAGUAUUACCAAAUGAAGUUCUCGAGGAAGUGAUACCAGGCAACAUAAGGAACGCUGAACACUUUGUGAGUUUUCUCAAGCGUUUCGUGGAAUAUUUGAAGACGCGUUUGCGGGUCCAGCACGUCGUACAAGAAUCUCCAGCUAUAUUUCUCCACGAUAUCCAAUCAAAAGUUUGCAUCGAGAGGAAGCCACUGCGCUUUUGUGCCACAAGGUUGUCAUCGCUUCUCAGAACGAUGGAAAUCACUGAUAUUACAGACUUUUCGCCACUCAUUCGUAUCACUCAUUUGGCGACUCUGGUGUCGACGUAUACGACAGGAUUCACCAUUAUUGUCGAGCCUUUCGAUGACAAAACGCCAACAGUGUCGAAUCCAGUGUUGCAUUUCAGUUGCUUAGAUUCUUCGAUUGCGAUGAAACCGAUUUUCGACAGAUUUCAGUCAGUCGUCAUCACUUCCGGAACACUUUCGCCUUUGGAUAUGUAUCCGAAAAUACUGAACUUUCAUCCAGUAAUCAUGACUUCGUUUACCAUGACUUUGGCAAGACCGUGUCUUCUCCCAAUGAUCGUCGCAAAAGGAAAUGAUCAAGUGGCAAUUUCCUCGAAAUUCGAAACGAGAGAUGAUGUUGCAGUAAUUCGAAAUUACGGUCAGUUGUUGGUCGAGUUUGCAGCCACAGUUCCCGAUGGUUUGGUUUGCUUUUUCACUUCUUACCUCUACAUGGAGUCAGUCGUAGCCGCAUGGUACGACCAAGGUGUCGUGGAUCAACUACAAAGGCACAAACUUUUGUUCAUCGAGACUCAAGACUCUGCGGAAACGAGUUUGGCUUUGAUAAAUUAUAUAAAAGCUUGUGAAAAUGGCAGAGGUGCAGUUUUAUUGUCAGUCGCUAGAGGCAAAGUUUCGGAAGGUGUUGAUUUCGACCAUCAUCUUGGUAGAGCCGUUCUCAUGUUUGGAAUACCGUACGUCUACACUCAAUCGCGUAUUUUGAAAGCGCGAUUGGAAUAUUUGAGAGAUCAGUUUCAAAUAAGAGAAAACGAUUUCUUGACUUUCGAUGCCAUGAGGCACGCAGCUCAGUGCGUAGGACGGGCGAUUCGUGGAAAAACGGAUUACGGUAUCAUGAUUUUUGCAGACAAAAGAUUUUCGAGAGCCGACAAGAGAAGCAAAUUGCCGAAAUGGAUUCAAGAGCAUCUGACUGAUAAUUUAUGUAAUUUAUCGACAGAAGAAGCGAUUCAGAUUAGCAAACGAUGGUUGCGACAAAUGGCGCAGCCAUUUUCGAGAGAGGACCAAUUAGGAUUAUCGCUACUGACUCGAGAACAGCUCGAGAAAGAAGAGACUAGUAAAAUUCAGCAAUCGGCCCAGCAGAACUAAUGGAGUGUGAAAACCGUCAAAAUCAAUUUCGUCAAAAAAAAUAUAUUUUUUGUACAUCCUAUAGCUGUAUAUUACUUUUCCCAUAACAACAAAAACUCAGAUUCAUAUGAGAAUAGUAAUAAAUUAUUAUAAGCACUUA